CUUGAACUGUGACAAGGAGUUUGAGGCUGGCGGAGGGUUUUGGUGUUUUUUCUUCUCCCCCCUUCUUCUUCCCGUGUUCUUGGAAAGCCAUGAGUGGAAAAGAAAGGAAGAGGCCUGGGCUUGGCCAGCCAUGACUGAGAGACGUUUCCCUGGGUGCCCGCGCCGGGGAGACCCGCGUUAAAAAGUGUGUGCCCCUCUCUACUCAGGGAACAGAGAUUUGAAAAAAUGACCCACUGCUAUUACAACGAGACGGUCGAGUUCUUCUACAACAAAAGUGGGAAGGAGCUGUGCCACCACUGGAGGGCCAAGGAUGUCUUGGUGGUAGUUCUUGGCUUGACGGUCAGCAUCAUCGUCCUGCUCACCAACUUGCUCGUCAUCACCGCCAUUGUUAUCAACAAGCGCUUCCACUACCCUAUCUACUACCUACUCGGGAACCUGGCUGCCGCCGACCUCUUUGCUGGCAUUGCUUAUAUGUUCCUGAUGUUUCACACCGGGCCCAGGACAGCUGAGCUCUCUCUCAAGACCUGGUUUAUCAGGCAGAGCCUCUUGGACACCAGCCUCACGGCUUCGGUGGUCAACCUCUUGGCCAUCGCGGUGGAGAGGCACCAGACUGUCUUCACCAUGCAGCUCCACAGCACCAUGUCCAACCAGCGGGUGAUGAUUCUUAUCUGCUGCAUCUGGGUCACAGCCCUGCUGCUGGGCCUCAUCCCCUCCUACGGCUGGCACUGCCUGUGCGACCUAGACAAUUGUUCCAAGAUGGCGCCCCUCUACAGCCGCAGCUAUCUGACCUUCUGGGCCCUCUCCAAUCUCUUCAUCUUCCUGGUCAUGGUGGUUGUCUACACUCACAUCUUCGUCUAUGUGAAGAGGAAGAUGGCACGGAUGUCCAAGCACACCAGCUUCCACCCACGCUACAAGGAGACGAUGAUCAACCUCAUCAAGACGGUCAUCAUUAUCCUUAGUGCCUUUGUAAUCUGUUGGACCCCCGGGCAGGUCGUGCUUCUGCUGGACGGCCUGGGCUGUAAGAGCUGCAACGUGCUGGCCGUGGAGAAAUACUUCCUCUUGCUGGCCGAAAUCAAUUCGGUCAUCAACGCCAUCGUCUACUCCUACCGGGACAACGAGAUGCGCAGCACCUUCCGGAGGAUUCUGUGCUUCCCCUGCUACCGGCCCCCAAAGUACUCACCGGCUUCAGUCAAGUCCAGUAACACGGAGCAGAGGAUAUUACCCCAGAACGGGCAUCCGAGUAUGGACUCCUCACUCUAAUUCUUCGGCUGUAAACUCCUUGAUCCUGGUUUGCCGAAGUCAUUCCCGAUGGGCAAUGGGGGGCCCUGUGCGACUCCCCGGUUUGUAGAUGCUAUCCUCUGAGGAUAACAGUGUGAACAAGGCUAGCAACCAUGUCCUGUGGGGGACAAAUUUGUUCCUGUGGAUUGUUCAACGACUGCGGAGGGCGGUCUUGGUCUGGGGCCACCAUACCAUGAUGGCGACCAGCUUCAAGACCCAGGUCCUGUCGUGGCUGUGGAUGACUGUGUGUCUGGGACGUAGCAACUGAGCGUGCUCGACAGAACUUAAGGCAAUAAGUAUGUUGACUCCGCGCUACAGCUGGAGAGGCACCUUAAACACUCUGUAGAGUUAAGAACCAGUUCAAAACUGGCUUGCACCAUAGGUUGUUGUUUUCCGCCCCCCAGCACAUGUGUUUUCCCCACCCUCCACGAGUGAAAGAGCGACUGCAGUCCAGAUCUGCAGGCAGACUAUGGGUGGUCACUCGGGACAAGAUUUUAUUGGCCUUGCUACAUUAAACAGAAUGGUAUGGAUAAGCUUUGAGAGGAGUGCUGGGAUACAGAUUCCCAGGGGUACAUGUGUCUGUGUGCAUGCGAAUGUCUAUUUUUAACAGCUGUGUUGAUUCAGCACUCAUCUAAAUGUUUUCUGUGCAGGGUGAAGUAUUGUUCUCUCGGCCCUUUCAGUAUUACUUCCUCUCUUGCCUUGGCCGUUCUAGGACUAAGAGGCAGCCCUCCUCCUUGUGUAUCCGUCCCCUGAUAAUCUGUUAUAACCUCCUCUGGUUCGGCAGCUCAGACGCUAGCAACUCCUCGGGAACAUUCCAAGUCAAGGUGGUGGCCGAGCGGACAGCUGCCCGGCUUGGUAAAGUGGACGGUAGACGUUAGGUUGGCAAAUGAUCCACACGAUCUGGGACCAGGUAUUGCUGGAGGGCUAUACAGGAAUUAAACACGAA
Messenger RNA from Gekko japonicus, 2224 nucleotides. It is a transcript of the gene LPAR2, whose product is annotated as lysophosphatidic acid receptor 2. Gene Ontology annotation, molecular function: lysophosphatidic acid receptor activity. Bases 226 to 1260 code for a protein of 344 amino acids. Lineage: Eukaryota; Metazoa; Chordata; Lepidosauria; Squamata; Gekkonidae. Gene Ontology annotation, cellular component: membrane. The record is from RefSeq and is a predicted model, not a curated record. Gene Ontology annotation, biological process: G protein-coupled receptor signaling pathway. The transcript has 3 exons.